AUGGCGGGAGCCUCCGACCCACUGGAGGACAUGCUCUUCAAUGAGGUAGACGAAAAAGCAGUAAGUGACUUAGUUGGCUCUUUGGAAUCGCAACUUGUCAGCCAAAAGACUUCGCCCGCCACAUAUUCCGAUAUCAAGCGAGAAGGAUCUACGGGCACUGGCAGCCAGUUCUCAGGGAAACUGCGUGAUCAAGUGGGGUCUCUGGAGCCGCCACAACAAGGACACCCAAAAGCGGUGUUAAACGCGGAACCCAGCGCGAAUCAGGCGAUUUCCAAUACGAGUAUCACCGCUUCUACCUCUUCCAUCACUACUGGAGGCAUUAUAAACGCUGGUACCAAUUUACAAACACAUGGAGCCGCAUCUCGAAUAAUUUCCCCCGCACCACCAGGAUCGGUAACUUUGCCUGCUCAGACGACAAGCUUCAACAGAGGGACUGUUUUGGGUCCAGCUGAAACAUCGGUGGUGACUACUCCCAACUCAAACCUAACAACAACAACAGCUAUCAGGACUGCUUCACCUGGAUUACAGAGUUUUAACGGUAGCACUGGAGCUGUGAAGUUGGUCAACUCGCCAGCUGCUGCUCCCCAAAUCGGGUCAGGCGGCAACACUGUUAUAAGUACUGCCAGUGCGGGCAACUCUAUCAUUGUGUCUAUGGCUUCACAGCCUCCUCCUCUGCCAAACUAUCCUGUAUCUCAAUCUGCUGUGGCAGGUGUUACUCCCACUAUUGCAUUGCAAAGGCAUCCCAACCCCAUGGCCAGUGCCUCACAGAAUGGAGUAGUUUCUGCAGUGGUCACACAGGGUGCAGGUUCUCCAGGGGCCACCACUUCUCAGGUCAUGAACCGCAGCAACACUCUCAUGCACACUAAAAUGGUGGCAGCCAACCAGCCAGUCUCUGCUGGCCAAUCAAUAAUUAUCGGAGGGUCUCCCUCUCCUGUUGUUGUGAACUCACCCAUAAGCCCGGCACAGAGUGUGGCAAGUCCCACUCUCACAGCCGGGGUGAAACCAACGGUUAACGGAGUUGGUCAGCCCACGGUGACCAUCGUGAGGCCCCCCGGUGCUCCUGUGAUGACCACCUCCGUACAGCAGCAGAGACCUGGGCUGGUAGCGAGUCCCACGAGGACUGUGGCACCACAGCUGGUCGUCAGACCACCACAGCAAACCACCAUUCAGUUACCACCUGGAUUUACCAUACCACCCGGUAAGGAACCCUACUGAUGUUAUCCUAAUUCUAAAACCUUUAGAACCUAGGAUCUGGCUCCCCAAGCUCCAUACUGAACAGGAAUGUGCACCCUUCAAACAUUUAGUCAAUCAUUGAAACAUUCAUAUAGUCAAAAGCCUAUAGCCCAGUCUGUGCUAUUCACUAAUGCAUUUGUUAACCCUAUGCUAAGGCCCCAAAAAACUCAAACGACCCCCCAAAAAGUCAACCAUUCAAAAGGCAUAUAAAGAAAGAUGUGACCUGACUGUUUCUCCCUCAGGUAUGGUGCUGGUGCGUACGGACACAGGCCAGCUGGUAAUGGUGCCUCAGCAGGUUCUAGCCCAGGCCCAGGCUAAGACUCAACAAGGCCAGGCAGCUGUCUCCAACAUCUCCCCCCGGCCUCCUACGCCUACCGCUGGGGCCACCAUCAGAGUCAGUACUCCCAGCCAGGUAUGGAUGGGGGAAUCAGGCUAAAGUUGUCUAGAGGGGGACUGGAAUGGAUUAUAUCAUAUCAAACUUGUUUGUCAAUCUGAAUGAUGUCUGCUGCCAUGUACUGGCCAAUCCUCUUUAGUGGUCCAAGUAUAGGCCUAGUCCUCCUGACAAAAAAAUCUCACUGCUUGAUCAUGUGGGUUUUCCAUAAGAUCGAUGCUGCCCAGGCCAAGAAUGUUAUUGGAGAUGAUGUAGUACAUGAUUGUGUAAGAGCUCAUCGUCAGCAUCAGUCUCAUGAGACCAUAGAUUCUCGUGUCUGGUCAGGUCUUGGUGUAGCAUCUGCUGUGGCUGUGGAGUCUCAUUCGUGAUCGGCAUACUCUGCCAUCAGUCGCAACUGAAGGUCUGCCCUGAUGUUGUAGGGAUGUCUUGCUGUUUCUUCCUCUUUACUAUUUUAAUUUCCCUCUCGAGUUGUGCCAGUGUCGUUUCACUUUUAGUAAGUCAUAACAAGUUGACCAUGUAUACCGGUACUAAUGUCCAUAAUGACUGCUUGUCUUCAUCCAAUGCACAUCUGACCCCUUGCUCCCCCUGUUCUCUGCAGGCCCCUUGUACACCCCAGGCUGUUCGGCUGGGGUCCCCUGUCCAGGCCAGAAUGUUGCAGUCCCCCUCUCCCACCAGCCCUGCUAUACAGGUGUGCACUUAAUGUCUCCAUUCAAAGCCCUCUGUCAGAAAACACACACCUAAUUAUAGUAGCUACUAUAGCCUCUCAGUAGAUUUAAAAUUAAUUUGUAUGAAAUCCAUUUUAAAUAUUCCAGCCCUGUUUUUAUUUGGUUGUGGUUUUCGUUGUUUGACCUAUGUUAUGUUGUAGUAAAUGGUUGUUUACUCUCAGCUGAAGUGUGUGUGUUGUUAAAACUUGUUUUUGUUUCCACUACUGUAUAAAGUGUAGUCAUAUUUCUGCCUGUUGUCAUUCUCUCCAGAAGGCCAUAUCCAUGGCUCCUGCAGGUGCCUCUGUGUCAGUGAAGAUGACCACCCCUCAGAAGGCCCAGACGGUGAUCACAGGGGGUCAGGCCCUGGCCAAGCCUGGUGCUGUACGGCCCACUAUAACCCUUAACACUGCAGCAGCCAGUGCCUCCACAACCCCUACCACAGGAACGGCACCAGUCUCCCAGGUGUGUCAAUUGUGUUACUUUGUUACUGGCACGUUGCUAGACCCGAACAGUGCGUGGUUUACCAUGUGGUGAGUUGGUUGACAUUUUUCUAUUGGCCGGUUUCCCCCUUGGGGAAAGUGCUGUUUACUGUAAAGUGUGUUGCUAUUUUAAAUGCCCUCAAAAUAAAGUUUAAUUUGAUUUAAUAACGUUUAUAAUAUCAGAAGUGGUGGUGACAUGAGAAGCAAACUUUGUGCAAAACUUGUCAAUCAUUUUCAUGGAAAGUCUAAUCCUACUGAAUGACCCAUUCUCCUCUCUUACAGGAAAUGCAAGAAAAUGUGAAGAAGUGCAAGAACUUCCUGUCCACCCUGAUCAAGCUGGCGUCCCACAACUCCCCGUCUCCAGACACAUCCAAGAACGUCAAGUCCCUGGUGCAGGAUCUUCUGGUGAGUCAAGACCCCUAUAGAGGACUAGGUUAAAAAUAUAAUGAGUAGAUGACGUCUUUGUAUCAUUUGUCAUAAACUCAUGCCUUAUAAAUGAUCUACGAAUGGCUUAUAUAUGACAGUUAUUAGAAAGAGUUAUGGCUUUUUGAAUUUUGUUAUGUAGUUCAAUUGUCAGCAGAAUGAUGGAGCGUGGAAUCAUGACAUUUCAUUUCAUGUAUUUGUUUGUCCUAUUAUCACACUUAAUGCCCACUUUCUUUGAUCAGGAUGCAAAAAUUGAGCCUGAGGAGUUCACCACACGUCUGCAGGCUGAGCUGAAGUCCUCUCCACAGCCGUACCUCAUCCCCUUCCUCAAGGUUUGUUUGUUACCCUUAACCCUCAGCCUGACCUUUUUCUGAGCUCAUUGCUAUGCAACUACUAAAGUACAAUGUAACAUGUUACUACAUUUACGUUGACAUUUUAGUCAUUUAGCAGACACUCUUAUCCAGAGCGACUUAUAGUUAGUGAGUGCAUACAUUUUUCAUUCUGGCCCCCUGUGGGAAACGAACCCACAACCCUGGUCGUUGCAAGCGCCAUGCUCUACCAACUGAGCUACAGGGUACCUGCGAUGUUACUAGUGUAAUUAGUGUUACUACCCAGGUAUAAGAGCAACUUAAUGUAAAUUGUUACCCUAACUUUCAUAGCAGGCCUGUGUGUACUAAUAAAAAAUAUAGACUUAGUCAAUUGUUGAUGACAUUACCAUGUAACCCGGAUGUGUUUCCUUCCGUACAGAAAAGCCUUCCUGCCCUGCGGCUGUCCCUGCUCAACAACCAGCAGUCUCUGCUGGCCUCCACCAACGCUUCUGCCCUGGCCGCUCCCUCCACUACUACCAUCACCAGGGCCCGGCUCCCCACCACCGUCAGCCCCGUCACGGGCAUUGUCAGGACACCCACCACUGCUCUGGUACGACCCUCCCGGACUUAGACACUGGAUACUGGAGAGAAGCGCUGCAGUUUUUAAUGGUUCUUCUUUCUAUAGUAGGCCUAGUAGAAUUCUUUUGAGGCCGUUCUAGGUUGUCUCUCUAUAAUAGCAUUGAUACACACACACACACACAACCAUUCUAUGUUGUGGUCUGUUAUAUUUACUGUGUUGUGUUCUGUCUGUAAUGUGCCACUUGACUCAAACUAGUUCAGUUUUCUGUUCAAGUUUUAUUUGUCACAUGCACAAGUACAGUGAAAUGCUUAACUUGCAAAAGUAGUAUAACUAAUUUUAAAAAAGAAGAAAAAAUACCCACAAUAAAUAAGAGGAAGCUAUAUACAGGGUCCGUGCCAGUACCACAUUUACAAUGUGCAGGGAUACUGGAGUAAUUUACAAUGUGCAGGGAUACUGGAGGGAUACUGUUCAUGUUCUAAUGGCUCCUCUCUCCCACCUCUCCUCUCUUCCAGGGUGUGAGAAGACCAGGGGUUCAGGGGGUCCAGACUCGCAUGCCAAUGGUCAUCACCCAGACCAUACGGCCACAAGGUACGGGUACUGCACAGCACCCUCUCUAUGCAGACCAUGGACAAGCUCAAUAUGACAUCCCAGCGCUCUCCACCUGUGCUAUUGGUGAAGGGAAGAGGUUAUCCCCAGUGGACACUUGUUUUUCCCACCUCAUUCAAUUAUUCAAGGCCUGGAGGAUUAUUUGGUGUCUCAGGUGUUUAGUGUUUAGCUCUAACAAAAAUGUACCAGCAGGGGAUGCCCCAGGACAGGAAUUGAAAACCCCUGCUUAAGAGUACUGCACAGAGGCCUAUUUUCUCACCAUGCUAUUGAACAGCUUGUAAUGAUAUGUUUUGUUUCUUUGUCUGGCACAGUUGCAAGAGGACCCACUAUUAUUGCAGGCAGAUCUCCUGUGGGCAUUGGUGCCCAGGCCUCUGCCAAUCAGAAGAAGCUAAAUGAGCCUGGAGGCGGGACGUUCAGGUACAGAAUAUCCAGGUUGGCAGGGGAAAACUAUACUCUGUAACCAGGUUUCCAUCCAAGCUUUUUAUGCGAUUAAAAACAUUUAAUGACAGGCCUGAUGGAAACAGAACAUUUGUCGUUAAACUUUCCAAAUGUAGACAAUACAAAAUACACUAGACAACGUGGGAUCGUUUUGUGUCGGUGAAAUGUUUUAUGCGAGAAAUGUCAGUGGAAACACUUUUUUUUAAAUGCACAAAUAUUGAUGUAUAACCAUCAUAUCGAAGUAAACUUGGAGUCACGUGAGAUGACAUGUUGUGUGACCCUUCCACUACGACUCGUUGGGAAAGCAUGAAGUUUAUUAGGCUACAGAUGAAAUAAGUUAUAAUGAACUUCACAGGGUGGUGAAAGUGCAAGGUGAGCUUGAUGCUCCUUUCCAAUAAAUAUCGAAGGUCUUAUUCUGGUGACAUGAUCAUCGAUUCUUGGCUGCCGUUUGACAAAUACAAAUAAUCUAUCUCAUCAUGGAUGUAGGCUAUACCCUGUAUCUGAGAGGUGUUGGCAAUACCAGAGUGGGCACAGUCGCUAUAUAACGCAACAUUUUUUGUGAAAGUUGAAAAUGCGAUGCAAACACAUUUAACUGGUAUUUUUUAUUCGGUACAUGGGAAUUUAACCACAAAAGGUAUUUUUAUGUGCACUACGUCAUCACUCACAGCCUUUUAUCUGCAACAAGUCAAUUUGAUGGAAACCUCUCUUGUGGGAGAGAUUUUUGUGCAGAUUUUUGAAUAUUCACAUAAAAAUCUGUCACCAAUUGGAUGGAAACCUAGCUACUUUGGUUAUCUGACCCCAUGUAAACCUGCAGUAUUCGAGGCAGUAUUUCGAGUAUUAGAAACUGUGAUACUUUUCCAUGAUGCAUGGAAACAGAUCAACCACAGGAUGGCGGCAUUUCACACGUUUUGACACAAUGAUGGGGUUGAGAAACAUACUUAAGUUAAUCAAACUUCAUAUUCUUUGAGAAAUUGACGUGAAAUUGACAUGGUGUAUUUGUCUAGGCAACCACCAAAUUAUAUUCAUGUUUAGCUUUCUUGUAAUGAACCAUAAAAUCAAGACAUAUCUGACUGAUUAUCAAAGUUAGCCGGCCAACUUAAUGAUCUUGCUUUCUGGAGCAACCCACUGAUCUGUGUGUACUGCAUAUCUUCAGAGAUGAUGAUGACAUCAACGACGUGGCGUCCAUGGCGGGGGUGAACCUGAACGAGGAGAACGCCCGUAUCAUGGCCACCAACUCUGAGCUGGUGGGCACCAAGAUCCGCUCCUGUAAGGACGAGGCCUUCCUCCCGCCAGGCCUGCUGCACAGACGCAUCAUGGAGACCGGUAUGUACAAUAACCUGUCCUUUCUCCUGAACCAGCUAAGACCCGAAGUGUGCACUUGUUCACUUACCUUAAUGGAUUUGAAAGGAAAUGACUAGUGUAAGAAAUAAGCCGCUGAAAGAAGUAGAGUUGGGCCCUGAUGUCUGUCGAUCAUCAAUAAAUGACUGACCACACCUUGUCAUCCCACCCCAGAUAAUGGCACUGAUUGGCUGUCCCAAUAUAUCGUGUCUUUAAACCCAGCUGAUGCCUUUCUCUCCCUUUCUUCCGCUAAAGCCAAGAGGUUUGGGGUGACAGAGGUCCCAGCUGAGGCAGUGAACUACAUCUCCCAUGCUACCCAGGCCAGGCUGAGAUCCAUGCUGGAGAAAGUGUCAACUAUCGCCCAGCACCGCACUGACGGGGGAAAGGUAAGAACAGGGAGAGUAGGGGUUUUCAUGAACAGAAGGUGAUGAACAGUACAUAGCCAGUACAUGCACAAGCACAACAGUACAUGAAUAACAAAGAAAUCACACAUGACCAACAUCAUGAACAGUACAUAAACAACACCAUCCUACUUGUCCCUUCCUCCUUCCUUUCACGCUCUCUCCUGUCCCUUCCCUCUCUGUGCAGGAUGAGGAGUGGUAUGAGCCGUCGACAGACGUCAGGGCCCAGCUCCGCUUCUUUGAGCAGCUGGACAGGAUGGAGAAACAAAGGAAGGACGAGCAGGAGAGGGAGGUCCUACUCAAGGCUGCCAAGGUAGAGACACACACCACCUGACUACAUACACACCGGAACUAUGUUAUUACCACAUUACUGCAUUACCAGCAAUAAUUAGUUUAACUCCAGAAGAGGGGUGGUCUGUUAAUAGCUGCAGUGUGUUUGUGUGUGCGUGUGCACGUGUGUCCACCCCAUGGGAACGAUGUGACACAUGAAAACGGGGAUAAUUAGUGGAGUUUGAACAGAAACCACAAUUCCCUCUACAGACAUCAUUAGACUUCCACGAGAGCAUACACACACACACACACACACACACACACACACACACACACACACACACACACACACACACUAAUUACCUUUAAUGUGGGAAAGAGAUGACAUCCAGGAGAUAAUUAUCUCUGUGCUGCUGUGUAGAUGGGAGCUCCCCAACCAUAUUCACACUGUCGUGUGGGAGUUGGUUUAGUUAAUAUGCAUUGCACGGCUUGUAAUUUACAUUAGACAACACAUACACGGAACAAAAAUAUAAAAGCAACAUGCAACAAUUUCAAAGAUUUUACUGAGUUACAGGAAAUCAGUCAAUUUAAAUAAAUUAGGCCCUAAUCUAUGGAUUUUACAUGACUGGGAAUACAGAUAUGCAUCUGUUGGUCACAGAUACCUUAAGAAAACAAUGUAGUGGCGUGGAUCAGAAAACCAGUCAGUAUCUGGUGUGACCACCAUUUGCCACAUGCAGCGCGACACAUCUCCUUCGCAUAGAGUAGAUCAGGCUGUUGAUUGUGGCCUGUGGAAUGUUGUCCCACUCCUCUUCAAUGGCUCUGUGAAGUUGCUGGAUAUUGGCGGGAACUGGAACAGGCUGUUGUACACGUCGAUCCAGAGCAUCCCAAACAUGUUCAAUGGGUGACAUGUCUGGUGAGCAUGUGAGUAUGUGAGCGGAGCGGAGCGUGCCCAAUUUGACUGGAGCGCGGGGCGUGAUUCCCAACGGCUAGAGCGUCGUCUGCCUUCUCGCCCACUCCAAUGAGCGUUCCAGUUACGCUCACUUCACCAGCUCAGGGCAUGCCCGGCCCGGCAUGCAUUUGUAGGCUAUUUGUGUGCUGCUAUAGCCCCUUGCUUUAGCUACUGUCAUGGAGUUCGCUAAAUAUUUUCAUAAAGAAACUGAUAAAACACACAGGUGCUAAAUCAAGGUGACUUACAAAGCUGAGGACCAAGAGCAAGAGAGGGAGUGUGGUGAUGUAGUGUCCAUAACUAAAGAGUCAUUGUGGAAUCUGAAAAGACAUGUACCCCGAAAGCAUGAUGGUGUACUUACUACUACAGUGGGGGAAAAAAGUAUUUAGUCAGCCACCAAUUGUGCAUGUUCUCCCACUUAAAAAGAUGAGAGAGGCCUGUAAUUUUCAUCAUAGGUACACGUCAACUAUGACAGACAAAAUGAGAUUUAUUUUUCCAGAAAAUCACAUUGUAGGAUUUUUUAUGAAUUUAUUUGCAUAUUAUGGUGGAAAAUAAGUAUUUGGUCAGUAACAAAAGUUUCUCAAUACUUUGUUAUAUACCCUUUGUUGGCAAUGACACAGGUCAAACGUUUUCUGUAAGUCUUCACAAGGUUUUCACACACUGUUGCUGGUAUUUUGGCCCAUUCCUCCAUGCAGAUCUCCUCUAGAGCAGUGAUGUUUUGGGGCUGUCGCUGGGCAACACAGACUUUCAACUCCCUCCAAAGAUUUUCUAUGGGGUUGAGAUCUGGAGACUGGCUAGGCCACUCCAGGACCUUGAAAUGCUUCUUACGAAGCCACUCCUUCGUUGCCCGGGCGGUGUGUUUGGGAUCAUUGUCAUGCUGAAAGACCCAGCCACAUUUCAUCUUCAAUGCCCUUGCUGAUGGAAGGAGGUUUUCACUCAAAAUCUCACGAUACAUGGCCCCAUUCAUUCUUUCCUUUACACGGAUCAGUCGUCCUGGUCCCUUUGCAGAAAAACAGCCCCAAAGCAUGAUGUUUCCACCCCCAUGCUUCACAGUAGGUAUGGUGUUCUUUGGAUGCAACUCAGCAUUCUUUGUCCUCCAAACACGACGAGUUGAGUUUUUACCAAAAAGUUCUAUAUUGGUUUCAUCUGACCAUAUGACAUUCUCCCAAUCCUCUUCUGGAUCAUCCAAAUGCACUCUAGCAAACUUCAGACGGGCCUGGACAUGUACUGGCUUAAGCAGGGGGACACGUCUGGCACUGCAGGAUUUGAGUCCCUGGCGGCGUAGUGUGUUACUGAUGGGAGGCUUUGUUACUUUGGUCCCAGCUCUCUGCAGGUCAUUCACUAGGUCCCCCCGUGUGGUUCUGGGAUUUUUGCUCACCGUUCUUGUGAUCAUUUUGACCCCACGGGGUGAGAUCUUGCGUGGAGCCCCAGAUCGAGGGAGAUUAUCAGUGGUCUUGUAUGUCUUCCAUUUCCUAAUAAUUGCUCCCACAGUUGAUUUCUUCAAACCAAGCUGCUUACCUAUUGCAGAUUCAGUCUUCCCAGCCUGGUGCAGGUCUACAAUUUUGUUUCUGGUGUCCUUUGACAGCUCUUUGGUCUUGGCCAUAGUGGAGUUUGGAGUGUGACUGUUUGAGGUUGUGGACAGGUGUCUUUUAUACUGAUAACAAGUUCAAACAGGUGCCAUUAAUACAGGUAACGAGUGGAGGACAGAGGAGCCUCUUAAAGAAGAAGUUACAGGUCUGUGAGAGCCAGAAAUCUUGCUUGUUUGUAGGUGACCAAAUACUUAUUUUCUACCAUAAUUUGCAAAUAAAUUCAUUAAAAAUCCUACAAUGUGAUUUUCUGUUUUUUUUUUUCUCAAUUUGUCUGUCAUAGUUGAUGUGUACCUAUGAUGAAAAUUACAGGCCUCAUCUUUUUAAGUGGGAGAACAAUUGGUGGCUGACUAAAUAAAAAAAUUCCCCACUGUAUGUGCACAUGCUAAAAGAAAGGAAAGAAGUGGGUAGCUAAUUGUCAUUGUAGCAAAGUAUUUAUAAACAAAAAAUCAGAUUACUUAAAAGUCUUGUUUCAGUUUUAUUCUAUUAUCUAUACAAUAGGCCAUAAUUGAUUUUGGCCCAAUAGACCUGGCAUAUUCCAACUUUCAAGGGGCUUUCCCAUAAAAACCUUUAUGCCUACAACUCUGCAUUCCUGCCCAGCCUGGCAAGAGAGGCCAAAAGUGUGUUUAGCAUCCCCAGUGGCUCUGUAAGCGCAGAGAGGAUAUUCUCCGCUGCUGGCCUGCUAUCCAGGCACCAUCACAUGAGCCUGAAGCCACAGACUCUGGCCAAACUCUGUUUUCUAAUAGACUGAGCCUAAUAAGGCAUUUUUCGUUUAAUUUGUAUUCAAUUCUAAGUCACAGCCUAUAUGCGCAAUUUAUAGACUAUAAUGAUUUAAUACAAUAAAAUGUUGUUUAAAUACUGAGCACCGUAUGCCCCUACCAGCCUAGUGUGUCGCAGUCGCAAAUGCUUGACAAUGUAUUUCUUUGUAGGCUAUAGCCUUGAAAUAAUUGAAAUAACAUAGCCUAAAUAAUUCAUUUCCGUUCCUUCUUAGGCUCCCUGUCUGGCUCCUGACUUAUUUAGAGUCUUUAUAUGCUGUUUAAUAUGACAUGUAGCCUAUUUGAAAUUAUGAGCGCUUCUUACAUUCACCUUUUCAUGUUUAUUAAAAUACUUUUCAUUAAAAUCAUAUGGUUUGGUUUCAAUGCUUCAAAACCAAAUGGUAGGUCAAAAAAUAGAUGGUUGUUGGUUAAAUUGUGAUUUUAAUGAAUGGAGUGAAUUUGGAGCGGCAGUUUCCGACCGCUCAACUCCACUCACAUACUCUGCUGGUUAGUAUGCAGGCCAUGGAAGAACUUGGACAUUUUCAGCUUCCAGCAAUUGUAUGACACUGGGGUCGUACAUUGUCAUGCUGAAACAUGAGGUGAUGGCGGCUGAUGAAUGGCACGACAAUCUGUGCUUUCAAAUUGCCAGCAAUAAAAUGCAAUUGUGUUUGUUGUCCGUAGCUUAUGCCUGCCCAUACCAUAACCCCACCACCACCAUGGGUCUCUGUUCACAACGUUGACAUCAGCAAACUGCUCGCCCACACGACACCAUACACACUGUCUGCCAUCUACCUGGUACAGUUGAAACUGGGAUUCAUCCGUGACGAGCACACUUCUCCAACGUGCCAGUGGCCAUCGACGGUGAGCAUUUGCCCACUGAAGUCGGUUACGACGGCGAUCUGCAGUCUGGUCAAGAACCUGGUGAGGACGACGAGCAUGCAGAUGAGCUUCCCUGAGAUGGUUUCUGACAGUUUGUGCAGAAACUAUUCGGUUGUGCAAACCCACAGUUUCAUCAGCUGACCAGGUGGCUGGUCUCAGACGAUCCCGCAGGUAAAAAAUCAGGAUGUGGAGGUCCUAGGUUUGGUUACACGUGGUCUGCGAUUGUGAGGCCGGUUGGACAUACUGCCAAAAUAUCUAAAACGACGUUGGAGAGGUGGCUUAUAGUAGAGAAAUUAACAUUCAAUUCUCUGGCAACAGCUCUGGUGGACAUUCCUGUAGUCCGCAUGCCAAUUGCACACUCCCUUAAAACCUGAGACAUUGAUCAUGCUGUUUAAUCAGCUUCUUGAUAUGCCACACCUGUCAGGUGGAUGGAUUAUCUUGGAAAUGCGCAUUAACAGGGAUGUAAAGAAAUUUGUGCACACAAUUUGAGGGAAAUAAACUUUUUGUACGUAUGGAACAUUUCUGGGAUCUUUUAUUUCAGCUAAUGAAACAUGGGACUAACACUGCGUUUAUAUUAUUGUUCAGUAUAUAAUUGACUAAAGUGAGAAACCAAUACUUCUCUUUCCACACAAGAUACAUAACCUGUAUCAAUAGUUAAGAACAAUAACUGUAAUAUACUAUAACAGUGUUCUACAGCCCACAUUGGUGCUAUGAUCUGCGGCUGUGACGGUCAUGACAUUUUGGAUGACGGUAAUUGGCUAGACAAAUGACACGGUCUCUGUAAUAAUCGUUCAAAUAGCAAUAGACUUUUAGUCAAAGAAGACUAAAUUCACCAGGAAUUUAGCAAGAAAUGUGUUUAAUUUAGAAAAUCUAUUCCCAAGUAUUCCCAUAAAUAAAAAAAGACGUGUUCGUGUCUCAAUGUAAUCAAGUUAUGAAAUUAUUAUUUUCAGAUACAAUCUCCUUUUUGGGCUUAGUUGUGGUCAAUUUGCAGUGUACAAAUUAUUAUAAUUAUUUUGCGACCCCCGAUUUAUUUUCCUGCCACCCCGUCGCUGACUAGUUGCCUACACCUGAAGUUGUACCUUUUCAGGUUUAGAAGAAGUGACUGCUAAAUACUAUCUCCUGUUCUUAUAAGCCAUUUCUGUAUGCUAACUGUAAUGCAGUUGAUUGGUGACUAUGGCAUGAACAUAUAUUGGGGUUGACAUCCAUACAAGUAUUAUACUCAGAUUUUCACCUCAACAUAGUGUGAAAUACACAAACAACAGCCUAAAUGUAGGGUAAUUUUGCUGGGGGAAAUGGGGAGAUUCGGAUCUUUCCCCCACGCAUUUCCAUGGCAUUUCCAUUGUUUUGGUUGAGUUCCAUUGACCUCUUUACCGCAUCUAUUACGAGUGUACCCAUGAGUUUACCAGUCCAAUUGCCAGGGUUAGAGGUUCCAAGCCCAUUCUAUUUAUGUGUGUGCUGCUGCUGCAUUGUGGGGGUGUUGCUUAGGCCAGUGGUUCUCAAACCUCUCCUCGGGGACCCCCAGACGUUUGACAAUUUUAUUGUAGCUCUGAACUAGCUCACCUGAUUUCAACUAGUCAAGGGCUUGGUGAUUAGUUGACAAGAUGAAUCAGGAGUGCUAGCUCUGGAAUAGAUCAAAUACAUGGAACGGCUGGGGGUUCCCGAGGAAAGGUUUGAGAACCACUGGCCUAGGCAACCGAAGACUUCUUUGCUAUUACACCUUGUUUGUUUCAGCAAGGUGCAACACAGUUUCAUCACAUUGUUAAGAGUCCAUGUUACCGUAGAAACGGACUCAACCGCACGAAUGCCUGGCUGUCCUGUCUUAAGGCAGCUGUUGGUUCCUGUUAUGAUGAGUUUCUGGUAUUGAGAAGUUCAGGAUGCAAGAGAGUAUGGGACACAGAUGGAGAGUUGAUUCAGCCAUUAUUUAAUUCAGUACUGGAUUCAAUGACAGGCUGUACGGACGUAGCCUCCUGCCAUCUGAAUGACUUCCAUACAAAAUCUCUGUUUAUAUAAUGCCCUUCCGAUCUACUUCUGUCCCACACAUUAUUGACUGUCACUCAUCUUACUACAAUAGCAUCCACAUAUUUGGUAUCGUGUAUCACCUAGCCAGGCCCUCACGUAGCCCUCUUAAGAUUAGCAACUGUGGCCCCCAAUCUAUCUUGGCACACCGACACUCUGUCACUAACCCAUGACACCAAUAACACAUGGCGUGUCCUUGUCCUCUGUCCCACAUGCAGCUUAUGAGUUUUACAUACAUUAAUGAAUCUUGUAUCACAGAUCAUUAUAACAGUUCCCAAUGACAAUAUUUUCUUUUCUUGACGGUCUUCAUCCAUAACUGUUGGUUACGCAGUUAUACAGUAAUUGCGCCAGCCCUACAAGCUCCAAAAUCAAAUCUUAUUUGUCACAUGUGCCGAAUACAACAGGUGUAGAUUUUGCCGUGAAAUGCUUACUUACGAGCCCUUUCCCAACAAUGCAGGGUUAAAAAGUAAGAAACAUUUAAAAGUAAGAAAAUGGUGCAAAAAAAAUUAAUAAUGAAAUAGUAACACAAUAAAAUAACAAUAACCAAGCUAUAUACAAGGAGUACUGGGACCGAGUCAAUGUACAGGGGUAUGAGGUAAUAUGUACAUGUAGGUAGGGGUAAAAAUGACUAGGCAAUCAGGAUAGAUUAUAAGCAGUGUGUGUGUGUUGUGUUGUGUAGUAUGUGUGAGUGUGAAUAGAGCCAGUGACAUUUUUUUAACAAAGGGGGUCAAUGCAAUUAGUCAAAGUAUCAAUUUGAUUAACUGUUCAGCAGUCUUAUGGCUUUGGGGUAAAAGCUGUUCAGGAGCCUUUUGGUCCCAAACUUGGUGCUCCGGUACUGCUUGCCGUGCUGUAGCAGAGAGAACAGUCUAGGACUUGGGUGGCUGGAAUUUUUAGGGCCUAUCUCUGACACCGCCUGGUAUAGAGGUCCUGGAUGGCAGGGAGCUCGGCCCCAGUGAGGUAUUGGGCCGUACGUACUACCCUCUGUAGCGCCUUACGGUCGGAUGUAAAGCAUUUGCCAUACCAAGCGGUGAUGCAGCCAGUCAAGAUGCUCUCAAUGGUGCAACUGUAUAACUUUUUGAGGAUCUGAGGGCCCAAGACAAAUAUUUUCAGGGGGAAGAGGCGUUGUCGUGCCCUCUUCGACUGUCUUGGUGUGUUUGGACCAUUAUAGGUCCUUAGUAAUGUGGACACAGAGGAACUUGAAGCUCUUCCUCUCAUGACAAGGUAUCCACCUCCCCUGUCUCUCGCUUUCCCUCUGUCUCUCUCCUUCUAAACUGUCUGUCUCUCACUCUCUCAACUAUAGAGUCGCGCCAGACAGGAGGACCCAGAGCAAGCUCGGUUGAAGGCGAAAGCUAAAGAGGUAAGCGCUUCAUUUUGUGUUUCCCUCCACAUACCAACAAAUCAAAGCAGUUGACACGCAGUAUCAUUAUCUAUGUACAAUAUCAAAAAAUACACAAAUGGUCUAUAAAGUCCAUUGUCAGACAGCUACAGACUGGCAUGCAAGAACUUUCCACCAAAAUACAAACAUUUUCCAUAUAGACCAACCACCCCAACCAUGCCCAUAUUUGGGGCUAGCUCUCCCCAUAUUAUAGCUCUGCCUUGGGCCACACUGUCUGUUUGGACAGUGUUUCACCACUUUGACCCAGAGCGGGCUCUGUGACCUCUGUGCCUUGAGGCAUUAUUCAUAAAGAUCAGGACAGGGGAGCCCAAGUCAGGACACGUUGCUGUAGUCAGCAACCCAUGUCCUGUAGAAGUCGCCUAAUCAGUAUUUUGUUUAGCUUUAUCAUUUUUGUUAGUGCUGGGCUAGAUCAAAGGCAUGGAAGCCAAGUCGCUCCCCAGGAGGAAGGUUGGCCACACCUGGUUUAACGCCUAUGUCAAGAAUAGGCAUCUUCAGUCCUAGAGGGCCAAAAACUAAAACACCUCUGGUUUUCAUUCUCUCCUAAUCAGGGACUGAUUCAGACCUGAGACACCAGGUGGACUCUGUCCAAUCAAUCCGUGACAUAAAUAAAUCAUUACUACUACAAGGUAGAAAAUUAAACCAGCACUACUUGGGCCCUCCAGGCCUCUGGCCUAUGUGAUCAAGACUAGUUUCCAGGAUGUGCAGAGAGGCGUAACCUGGUUCUGCCUCUACCAAUUAAUUUCUUAAACAGACAGGGACCUGACCAGAGGCAAUGUUAGCUAGGCCUACAGAGCCCUACUCUCUGCCUUGUGCCCUCAUAAUGCCUGAAGAUACAAUGCCCCCUUCACACACACAUGCGCCUGCUUCAAGCCGUUGGCCUCUGUUCCAUCUUGACCUCCAGGGUCAGGUCACACCAUGUGCAGCACUUCCCUUUCAAUUAGCGUUACUAACGUUGACAUUAAUGAGGAUGUCAACGUUGCCUUGAAUUAUGUCUUCUGUCGAUUCGUUUUUUUCCAUGCUCCUCCUUUGGAGUGGGCGGCUGUUUUAGUUUGUAGCACUAGCCUGCUGCAGAAGGAUUUGUGUUCAUGGCAGAUAAUAAUAGCCUAAUAAUAUGAAAUGGUUGUACUCUACGAAUAGGCCUAUUAGAGGUCCUCUGUAGCUCAGCUGGUAGAGCACGGCGCUUGUAACGCCAAGGUAGUGGGUUCGAUCCCCGGGACCACCCACACACAAUAAUGUAUGCACGCAUGACUGUAAGUCGCUUUGGAUAAAAGCGUCUGCUAAUUGGCAUAUUAGAGGGUUUGUCCUGUAAGAUUUUUCAGAGCCCUUUUGUAAAGCUACUGUACUUGGCUCUGUAUCACAUCUCUCUUUUGUAGAUGACAACUUUCUCCAUUCCAGCUAUUAUGCAACCAAUGAUAGAUCCUUUUCAGGAUGUAAAUCAGACAGGAGAGUAUAAAUGUCUGUGGCUCUCUUUCCCAUCUCAGAUGCAGCAGGCGGAGCAGGCCCAGAUCCGGCAGCGUGAAGCCAACCUCACUGCCCUGGCGGCCAUCGGUCCCCGCAAGAAACGCAAGAUGGACUCGCCAGGGAGCUCCACAUCGGGCACAGAGGUAAGGGUCCUAAAAUGUGGCAGUAUGAAUGUGUACAGUGGGGGAAAAAAGUAUUUAGCCAGCCACCAAUUGUGCAAGUUCUCCCACUUAAAAAGAUGAGGCCUGUAAUUUUCAUCAUAGGUACACGUCAACUAUGACAGACAAAAUGAGAAAAAGAAAUCCAGAAAAUCACAUUGUAGGAUUUUUUAUGAAUUUAUUUGCAAAUUAUGGUGGAAAAUAAGUAUUUGGUCAAUAACAAAAGUCUCUCAAUACUUUGUUAUAUACCCUUUGUUGGCAAUGACACAGGUCAAACGUUUUCUGUCAGUCUUCACAAGGUUUUCACACACUGUUGCUGGUAUUUUGGCCCAUUCCUCCAUGCAGAUCUCCUCUAGAGCAGUGAUGUUUUGGGGCUGUCGCUGGGCAACACAGACUUUCAACUCCCUCCAAAGAUUUUCUAUGGGGUUGAGAUCUGGAGACUGGCUAGGCCACUCCAGGACCUUGAAAUGCUUCUUACGAAGCCACUCCUUCGUUGCCCGGGCGGUGUGUUUGGGAUCAUUGUCAUGCUGAAAGACCCAGCCACGUUUCAUCUUCAAUGCCCUUGCUGAUGGAAGGAGGUUUUCACUCAAAAUCUCACGAUACAUGGCCCCAUUCAUUCUUUCCUUUACAUGGAUCAGUCGUCCUGGUCCCUUUGCAGAAAAACAGCCCCAAAGCAUGAUGUUUCCACCCCCAUGCUUCACAGUAAGCAUGGUGUUCUUUGGAUGCAACUCAGCAUUCUUUGUCCUCCAAACACGACGAGUUCAGUUUUUACCAAAAAGUUCUAUUUUGGUUUCAUCUGACCAUAUGACAUUCUCCCAAUCCUCUUCUGGAUCAUCCAAAUGCACUCUAGCAAACUUCAGACGGGCCUGGACAUGUACUGGCUUAAGCAGGGGGACACGUCUGGCACUGCAGGAUUUGAGUCCCUGGCGGCGUAGUGUGUUACUGAUGGUAGGCUUUGUUACUUUGGUCCCAGCUCUCUGCAGGUCAUUCACUAGGUCCCCCCGUGUGGUUCUGGGAUUUUUGCUCACCGUUCUUGUGAUCAUUUUGACCCCACGGGGUGAGAUCUUGCGUGGAGCCCCAGAUCGAGGGAGAUUAUCAGUGGUUUUGUAUGUCUUCCAUUUCCUAAUAAUUGCUCCCACAGUUGAUUUCUUCAAACCAAGCUGCUUACCUAUUGCAGAUUCAGUCUUCCCAGCCUGGUGCAGGUCUACAAUUUUGUUUCUGGUGUCCUUUGACAGCUCUUUGGUCUUGGCCAUAGUGGAGUUUGGAGUGUGACUGUUUGAGGUUGUGGACAGGUGUCUUUUAUACUGAUAACAAGUUCAAACAGGUGCCAUUAAUACAGGUAACGAGUGGAGGACAGAGGAGCCUCUUAAAGAAGUUGUUACAGGUCUGUGAGAGCCAGAAAUCUUGCUUGUUUGUAGGUGACCAAAUACUUAUUUUCCACCAUAAUUUGCAAAUAAAUUAAUUAAAAAUCCUACAAUGUGAUUUUCUCGAUUUUUUUUUUUCUCAAUUUGUCUGUCAUGAAAAUUACAGGCCUCUCUCAUCUUUUUAAGUGGGAGAACUUGCACAAUUGGUGGCUGACUAAAUACUUUUUUCCCCCACUGUAUAUAUCCUAAGUUUGAAAGAUAUCCUCAUUUUCCAAUUACUUUUACCCUCUGACUUUUCAUCACAUUAAGAAAAAAAACUUGCUUUUUAAGUAAUGCCAAAAAGAAAGCGGGGAUUGCUUUGCUCAUGGUCGUACACCUCUGUCAUCAAUACAACUACAUGUCCCCCAUCACCCUCCCUAUCCAACAGAGAGCAGAGUUAAUGUGACCAGAGUUGAGUGAAGGGGGUCAGCGUGUGCCUCAAGGCUUGUUGUUGGUGUGUCUGCACCACUCUACCCCCUCGAAGCCCCCCUCCUCUCACACCCUGAGAGGAGCCAUAGAUUUCAGCUCUGUAGAAAUGAGCCUGAGGGGUAACACAGCCUGGGGCAGCUGCAGUAUGGGUGCCUCAGUCACAGCCACCACCCCCUCCCACAUCCAGCCCUGAGUUCUCCCCCAAGCGAUCCCAGACAAAGGGCUCUGUGCGGGAUGAGAGCCUGGGAUUAGGAGAGGGAGGGAAUGCAAGCGAGAGGGAACAUUUUGGGAAGGGGAAGGUGUAAAAAUGAACUUUGCCGUGGUGAAUUCCUAUCUGAACGGCUAGCAAGCUAGUCAGUCAGUUGGUAGGUUAGCCAGUUGGUGAGCUAGCCAGGUAGUUAGCUGGGUCGUUCCAACAAUUCUCUGUGCCUUUUGAGAAGUGUAACUUGGUAAAAAAAAAAGAAUGUUUUAACGUUGUGUCAUAAAGAGCACAUGUUCUACUUCAUAAAAAAACAAUUUUUUCCCAUCUCAAGAGAUUAAAUAAAUAAAAAAUACUAUAGUAAGUGCCUAUUAACUGCCAAAUAAAGUAACAGGGUUGACUGUAACAGGGUUGACUGUAACAGGGUUGAUGAUUUCAUCUUAAUCAGCCAUAAAUCCCCUUGUGACAGGGUGAAUACAACAGGGAGUAUAAAAAAAAUAUAUUAUGCACUAACUGUAAGUCGCUCUGGAUAAGAGCGUCUGCUAAAUGACUAAAAUGUAAAUGUAAAAUUGAAUGCAAGUUUCACAAAAAAAUGAAAUUGUUCAAACGUCUAGCCUGUCUGUGCGUAACAGUGUUGACUUGUUAUGCUCGACUUGCUCAGUUUUCCACCACAAAACACCAACAAAUGGCCAAAAAGAGUACAACCAGCUCACCUGCUUUUACACUAUGAUUUGACUAUUACAUGUUCAAUGUUUCUUUUGAAAAAAAAUGUUUUAAAGGAAUAGUUUCACCGUUUUAGAACGAGAGUUCAGUUCAUGUAACAGGAUUGACCUUAAAAUGAAGGACAGAUUAAAAUGAAUCACUAAUCACAUGAAAUAAAUAAUCUUCGGAAAUGACUGUCAAAGCAACAAAAUAACUAGGGCUUUACAAUGAUGGUGAAGACUUGGAGACAUUUUGGGGUUAAGUGGGUUAAAAUCUUCCUAUAAGUCAGAGCGCACGGAGGGACAUGUCAAAAUGCUGAAUUGGCAAUAUUGGUGCACAAUUUCUACUUAAAAUAUCAAAGGGACGCAAAAGGCACUCAUUUCGUGGAACUACCCAGCAAGUCCCUUAAAUCAGCUACUUUGCUUGCUAGUUUGUAAAAUAGAUAAACAGUCGCUAGUGAAAGUCUGCACACCCCUUGCACAGUAUUCACAUUUUGCUGCCUUAAAAUGUAAUAAAAAUAUAUUAAAUUGGUAAAGUGUAAGCAGUUAUAGAAAAUAUUCCUAAAUAAAACAAACAAAGAUGUCUUGAUUGCAAUAAAUGUUUCUUUCACUUGAAAAUGUUGAGUAGGUUGUGUAAAUUGGUAGGGGAAAAAAUCGAAUUUAAUACAUUUUUUGAUAAAAUUUGAAGGCAGCAAAAUGUGCAAGGGGUGACAGAGACGCACACAUGAACACACAUACACCCUUUAAAGCCAGCAUGCUCCUUUGAGACCCCUCUUUCAAGGUCACUGAGAUCUCUUCUGGCCAUGGUAGCCAAAAUAAUGGGCAACUGGGCAUUUUUAUACAUGGCCCUAAGCAUGAUGGGAUGUUAAUUGCUUAAUUAACUCAGGAACCACACCUGUGGGGAAGCACCUGCUUUUAAUAUACUUUAUGUCCGUCAUUUACUCAAGUGUUUCCAUUAUUUUUGACAGUCACCUGUAUGUUCGUUAGAUAGUUGGGUAAUUAGCAAGUAAACAAAGUAGUCCCCUAUGGGAUGUUUAUUUUCUACCGUAGAUAAUGAGUAGAAAUGCAGAAAGGUUGCCUGACUCCUUUGUUUGCCUUUCCUCAUACAAACCCAAACGGCCUGAGGGGCUCGUGGCAGGCUGAUGUGUCUACCUCACCCUGAGCGCUCCUGCAGAUGGGAGCUAAGGGGCCUGUUGGGGCUCCAACCUCAGGGCAGAUUAGUUACAAAGAAGGCAGCUUGGAGACAAAGAUUUCACGCUGGGAUUCAAUCCAAUCGGCCCUUUUCGACUAUGCACCUCAAUCAGAUUUUUUGUUGUUGAGAUUUUCAAGAGCUCAAUCAGAAAUGUUUAAUGUCAAGGCGGAUCUAACCCGGAUCUGAAUGAAUUCGGCCUUUAAGUCAGAGAACUAAAUAACAUUUGUAAUACGUUCUUCUGAAUAAAGAAGAGUUCUUUAUCCAUGGCCAACUUCCAUGCCUAUGUGAACGAGUUUCCUGAGUGAUCAGACCGGUCACAGUUAUAUCACAAGAGGAUCUUUGACUGAUUUGAGUCGGAACGGUGAUCUCGUGCUACCCAUCAUGCUUGAUUGGGGUUGGUGAUUGCUGUGUCUCUGUCUACACUGGGUGUGUAAUGUUGGGGGCAUUCAUUGUGCCAGUAUGGAGUACACACCCGUGUGUGUGUGUGUGGCGCCUGCAGGCUGUUAAGCUUUAUAAUGCUCUGAUUGUGUUCCUGUAUGGACCUGGAGCCUUAUUCCUAUCCUCUAGUGUCAGCUCUCCCCUCAGGCUCUCGGCACAUAGAAGUAGAAUAUAGUACUACUCAUUUGAUAUAAUAUGGACCACCAUUUGUUCACAAAAUGGCCAUUGCAUAAAACAGACAUUUUCUAGUUCCCAAAUGUUUUUCAUGAGCCCCGAUAAUGAAAUGUACCUGUUGUAACCACCAGGCCCCAGUUAAGGAACCCCUGGCUGGCAUGUAGCCUAUCAGUUCCAGGAUACACCACAGGGUUAUUCAGUUAGGCACAAUGUCACUGAGUUCACUAAGACAUGUACAAUUUCCUCACCCCAUACAAAACACCGCAUCAACUCAACCCACACUGUAUGAUAUCACAUUGGUAAUGGUUGCUCUUUGCGCAUGUUGGAGCUGUCCCAAAAUGGAGAGAACAUGGCAUUUAGUGUGCACGGUAAGGGUGUGGCCCGUUUCCCUCAAACUGUGCAUACACCUUGUAUGAAACUGUGGUGAUGCACGCACAAGCCUGCGCUGUCAUAGCUUAAUAGUGAGUGGGAUAGGACAGGUGACAGUGAAUUUACAUUUCUGUCGUUAGACCACAUCACUUGUUCCCUGGCUGCAUUACUAUUGCUUGAGCCUAGAUGUUGGCACACAGGCUGGGGAUCGCCAAUACAGAUAUUGUAAGACACUUGAAACAACCCUAAAUCACUUACUAGCAGAUCUAACUUUUGUAAUGCCAUCCCUUUCUCCUCAGGUUGCUUCGAGUUCAGGGGCUGGCUCUUCCACAGCCACCUCCUCCCGCCAACAGCUCCGUCAGCGGAUCACGCGAGUCAAUCUCAGGGACUUUAUCUUCUGCCUGGAGCAGGAGAGGGCCACAUCCAGGUCCUUACUACUCUAUAAGGCUCUCCUGAAGUAG
Coregonus sp. 'balchen' is the source of this 21734-nucleotide messenger RNA. NCBI's taxonomy places the organism in Eukaryota, Metazoa, Chordata, Actinopteri, Salmoniformes, Salmonidae. The record is from the annotation of a GenBank genome assembly.